AUGCCUUGCCCUCUUCGUCCACUUGAUUCUGCUGCUGCUGCUCCUUCUGCUUCGUCACCUAUGCACUGUCCUCUUCCCCUGCUUGCUGCUGCUGCUCCUCGCCAACUGUCAGCUCUGCCCUGCCCUCUUCCUCAGCUUUCUGCUGAUGGUGUUGCUGCUCCCCGACCUACAUCGACUCUACCUUUCCCUCUUUGUCCACUUGAUUCUGCUGCAGCUGCUCCUUCUGCUCCAUCAGCUAUGCAUUGUCCUCCUCCCCUGCUUACUGCUGCUGCUCCUCGCCAACUGUCAGCUCUGCCCUGCCCUCUUCCUCAGUUUUCUGCUGAUGCUGUUGCUGCUCCCCGAAGUACUUUGGCACUGCCUUUCACUCUUCCUCCACUUGAUUCUGCUGCUGCUGCUCUUUCUGCUCCGCCAGAUACGCCAUGUCGUCUUCCCCUGCUUGCUCCUGCUGCUCCUUGCCAACUGUCAGCUCUGCCCUGCCCUCUUCCUCAGGUUUCUGCUGAUGGUGUUGUUGCUCCCCGACCUACAUUGGCUCUGCCUUGCCCUCUUCGUCCACUUGAUUCUGCUGCCACUGCUCCUUCUGCUCCGACAGCUACGCACUGUCGUCUUCCCCUGCUUGCUGCUGCCGCUCCCCGCCAACUGUCAGCUCUGCCGUGCAUACUUCCUCAGGUUUCUGCUGAUGGUGUUGCUGCACCCUGA
Messenger RNA from Schistocerca americana (American grasshopper), 696 nucleotides. RefSeq names its product proline-rich protein 36-like. The record is from RefSeq and is a predicted model, not a curated record. Lineage: Eukaryota; Metazoa; Arthropoda; Insecta; Orthoptera; Acrididae. The coding region runs from base 1 to 696 and encodes 231 amino acids. The transcript has a single exon.